Molecule: messenger RNA, 1060 nt
Organism: Ostrinia furnacalis (Asian corn borer)
Lineage: Eukaryota; Metazoa; Arthropoda; Insecta; Lepidoptera; Crambidae
Product: tol-Pal system protein TolA
Exons: 3
Coding region: 143-901 (252 amino acids)
Source: RefSeq, a predicted model, not a curated record
UGUUUGUGUCGAUCCUGAGCAAAAUUUUUUAUCCACCAUUCUUUAAAAGUGAAAAUCUAUGUAGUCUUUUAGUUUUUAGUGGGCAAUUUCGCAUUGCCGUGUUAGUUGCAGUUGUAUUUUAGGUAGUAUAAAGUGCGUAUAAAUGAGACUUUUGGUUUUGGUGUUGCUGACGUUUUGGGGGGUGACAGUUUGGGGUUUUCCGGAGAGGAGGGCGGCGGAGAAGUUACAGCUGCCUCAAUUGCAGCAGUUACAGUUGGAGAAGAAGGAGAAUAAAGUGCGGGAGACGCCGCGAGACUGCAAAGGGAAGUGUGCGACGAGUAUAGCGCAGAAAGCUGCUGCAGAAGCUAAGGCAGCUCAGGCUGCUCAGAACGCUGCUGGUGCUCAGGCAGCGCAUAUGGUAAAAACUCAACUAGCCGAGAAAGCGCUUCAAGCAGCAAAAGCAGCUGAAGCAGCACUUGCUGGAAAACAAGCGGUGGUAGAACAACUGCAGCAAGAAGUGAAGGAGGCUGAAGCUGUGGUCGCUGAGAAUACAGCGGCAGUGCAUCAACAACAAAGCACUGUCAAUGCGGCUGUAGCAGCUGCACAGCAAGCCACAGCACAGCAUAAACUGAUGAUGCAAGCGACCCAGCUUGCGGCACAGUUGGAGAAAUCUGCACAUUGCGUUCUGGAGAAGACGAAGUUUGGUCUGCAGGAGAAGUGUCACAACUUAUCGGAGGCUAGAGCUCGGCUGGCGCAUCUACAGCACAAGCUACAAUGCGCCUGCGCCGAAUGUUCUGCCACGAAGCAAGCGGCGCAUUGUGCCUGCGAAGCCGCCAGGGCAGCCUGCGGUAAUGCACGGAGAAAGAAACACAUCUCUGACCAAAAAGAACUCGCUCCCAAAGAAUCUAAGAAUGGACGAUGAUGAUCUAGACUAACAUAAGUGAUUGAGAUCACAACUACGUUUCUGUGUCAAGUUCUCUGGUAAGAUUUGCGAUUUAUUUUAUGUACAACCAACAAACCCAUAUCCCAGGACGAUUUAGAUGUCACGUGUAACAGAAUGAGUGGAUAGGACGUCAGGAAU